Messenger RNA from Rubroshorea leprosula, 2944 nucleotides. The record is from the annotation of a GenBank genome assembly. Lineage: Eukaryota; Viridiplantae; Streptophyta; Magnoliopsida; Malvales; Dipterocarpaceae.
ACUGCAUUGAGAUUGCCGGGAACACCUUCCUCUGCGGUCCAGUUCUGAUCCUCUCUGAUUAUGAGAAUUUCUGAACAAUAAAUCCCUAAAACAAUGAGUGGUAACGAGUUCCGCUUCUUUCUUUCCUGCGAUAUCAAUCUCCCCGUCACCUUUCGCGUCGAGAGAUUGGAAGGUACUCUGCCGAACGCCAAAUCACCUCCCAAUUCAGGAAUUGAUUCAACUGUAGAGGAGAGGAAAGCAGAACUUUUUGUGGAGUGUGCGUUGUACAUUGAUGGUGCUCCUUUUGGCCUUCCUACAAGAACAAGUUUGGAAUCUGCAGGACCAUCGUAUUGUUGGAAUGAACGGAUCACCUUGAGUACUAAAUAUCGGGACUUAACUGCUCGCUCACAACUUGCUUUGACAGUUUGGGAUGUUUCACGUGGGAAAGACGAAGGGUUGAUUGGUGGGGCUACCAUCCUUUUAUUUAACAGCAAGAUGCAACUCAAAACAGGGAAACAGAAACUUAGGCUCUGGCUAGGAAAAGAAGCAGAUGGUUCAUUUCACACAACUACUCCUGGAAAGGUACCCAAGCAUGAGCGUGGGGAGUUGGAGCGUUUGGAAAAGCUUGUGAAUAAAUAUGAAAGGGGACAGAUUCAACAUGCUGAUUGGCUGGAUUGUCUUGCAUUCAAGGCCAUGGAGAGAAUUAAGGAAUGUGAAAGCUUAAGAAAUGGAAGCUCUAGCUUAUACUUAAUCAUAGAUUUCUGUGGUUUUGAACAUCGAGUUGUUUUCCAGGAGUCAGGGGCAAAUUUCUUAUUGCCAUCUCCAAUAGCCUCAUCAAAUGAACUUGUCAUUGUGUGGGACCCAGAACUGGGCAGGAUAAAUCCCUCUGAACACAAGCAACUAAAGUUGGCUAGGAGUUUAACUCGUGGUAUUAUUGACAGGGAUCUUAAGCCAAGCUCUAAUGAACGGAAGAUAAUCCAAAGAAUUUUAAAAUAUCCACCAACAAGGGCUUUGAGUGGAGAUGAGAGACAGCUGCUUUGGAAAUUUCGCUUCUCAUUGAUGUCUGAGAAGAGGGCACUAACAAAAUUUCUAAGAUGUGUUGAAUGGAGUGAUGUUCAGGAAGCAAAGCAGGCAAUCGAACUUAUGGGUAAGUGGGAAAUGAUUGAUGUCUGUGAUGCAUUGGAGCUUCUAUCACCACUAUUUGAAAGUGAAGAGGUUCGUGCUUAUGCUGUCAGCGUUCUUGAAAGAGCUGAUGAUGAAGAGCUCCAGUGUUACUUACUUCAACUGGUUCAAGCACUUCGGUUUGAACGCUCUGAUAAAUCUCGACUUUCUCAAUUCCUUGUACAACGUUCUUUUUGUAAUAUUGGGUUAGCUAGUUUUCUUCGCUGGUACGUUGCAGUAGAACUUCAUGACCCCACAUAUGCCAAACGAUUUUAUUCUACCUAUGAGUUUCUGGAAGAGAAUAUGAUGAAGUUGAAAGCUGGAGUGAAUCGAGAAGAAGAUGGAUUCAAGAUGUGGCAUAGUUUGGUACGUCAGACAGAAUUGACUGCCCAGUUAUGUUCAAUAAUGAGGGAUGUGAGGAAUGUACGAGGCAAUACACAGAAGAAAAUUGAAAAGCUCAGACAACUUCUAUCUGGCCUUCUUAGUGAACUUACCUAUUUUGAUGAGCCAGUAAGAUCACCGCUUACUCCAAGUAUUCUUAUCACUGGAAUUGUGCCUUCAGAGUCUUCAAUAUUCAAAAGUGCACUACAUCCAUUGCGUCUGACUUUUCGAACAGCUAAUGGUGGAACUUGCAAGAUCAUAUUUAAGAAGGGUGAUGACCUUCGGCAAGACCAAUUGGUUGUUCAAAUGGUAUCACUUAUGGAUAGGUUGCUAAAGUUGGAGAAUCUUGAUCUGCACCUAACUCCAUAUAAGGUGCUUGCUACUGGGCAAGAUGAGGGCAUGCUGGAAUUUAUACCAUCCCGUUCUUUAGCACAGAUAAUAUCAGAGCAUCGUAGCAUUAUUAGCUACCUGCAGAAGUUUCAUCCUGAUGAGCAUGGACCUUUUGGGAUUACAGCCUCAUGUCUUGAAACAUUUAUAAAAAGCUGUGCUGGCUAUUCUGUUAUCACAUAUAUUCUGGGUAUCGGAGACAGACACCUAGAUAAUCUUCUCCUCAGAGAUGAUGGGCGUUUAUUUCAUGUUGAUUUUGGUUUUAUUCUUGGCCGAGAUCCUAAGCCAUUUCCACCACCAAUGAAGCUUUGCAAAGAAAUGGUUGAAGCAAUGGGUGGAGCAGAAAGCCAGUAUUAUACGAGGUUCAAAUCCUAUUGUUGUGAAGCUUACAACAUUCUUCGCAAAUCUAGUAACCUUAUCUUAAAUCUUUUCCAUCUAUUGGCGGGUUCCAACAUUCCAGACAUAGCAUCUGAUCCUGAAAAAGGCAUCCUUAAGCUUCAGGAGAAAUUUAGGUUGGAUUUGGAUGAUGAGGCCUGCAUUCACUUUUUCCAGGAUUUAAUUAAUGAGAGUGUUAGUGCCCUGUUCCCUCAAAUGGUUGAGACCAUUCAUCGGUGGGCUCAAUACUGGCGUUAAUCCCUGUAAUUGGAUUGGGGCUGCCUACACCUUAGUAAAUGGGCAGAUUGGCUGCUAGUGUCAGGGAUGAGAUACCACCUACUCAGGAUGCAAAAGCAGUAUCCCACUAGCAGUAACAAGUUUGUAAAGUAAUUGUAUAUUAUCCGGCUUUACUCUUUUCAUAUAGGCUUGGUCUAUUUGGAUCUCACGGUGUAGCAAAAACUUUAUCUGAUGCUGGAUUACUAUUUAUACGAUAGCACGGAUUUUGUUUAACUUUCUGCCUGGAGGAUGUGCACUAGUGCUAAUCCUCAUGUAUCUAGUUGUGCUGAGCCUUCAAAUGCUCCCCUCCUGGAGACAUGGAUCGGUUUCAGAGUUUCAAAUUGUAUAUAACACUAUCUUCUCUCAAUAAAUUUGCAUCGUUUCU